GUUGGUCCUCUGGUCUCUGGUUUGUGAAUUGUGUAAAUAUAUUUGUUAAGAAUGUAGCAGUGAUAUUUCGACUAGCAUUUUCAUUCCAAGAUAUUUGUAUAAAACACGCUGGUUUUAUAAUAAAGUUGAAACGUUCUGCCUUGCAAGAUGGCGGCAGAUGACGAUGAUGAGAGUGGAUACAGAUGGUUAAAUCAGUAUGAAAAAAGUUGGUGAGUUUACUAACAUGACUACCAUAAGGGCAUAGUUAUGUGAAGCUAGUCCAGAUUGUACAGUAUGACAGCUUUAGACAAGAUCUCAGAUGUGCUACAAGACAAAACUUAAAGUUGUUAUGCAUGAGUCAAUAUAGACAGAUUUAGAUCGCGGACGUCAAAGACGACGUGAAAUGGCGUGGCAUAUCCAUACAUGGGCACAACACCCCAUUUUCAUGUCGUCUUUGACGUCCUCGAUCUAAAUCUGUCUAAUUCCAUGGGUAACCAUUCUCCUCCCCCCCCCCCGGAAUAUACCUGCACAUUAGCAUUUUUUUUUUUAAAGAAAGGGCAAAUUCCUGGCCACAGGGAGAUACCAGGAAGGUAUCCAGGUAGCUGCCAAAAAAUGUCCAGCCCCGGUGCAAUAAUCUGUGUGCCCAGCAAAUGUCCGGCAGUGUCCCGGGGGGGGGGGAGGGGGGUUACUCAUGAAAUUGAUUUGUGCAUUAUUUGUCCAGUCACAGAAACCAAAGAGCUUUGACUAUUUUGCAUGAAUCAACUAGGAAUUGGGAUACUGGAUUCGCAUGGGGGAUGCUUUUCAAUCGUGGUUUCCCACUCGGAUAUUGAGAAAAAAUCUAAAUUUGAGACCAUGGGUGGUGCUGUGCCUCUCUAGGGGGUACGGGGGUGCUAGACAUUGCUAGGUGUGGUGCACACCCCUCUGUAUUGUGGUGCGCACCCCUCUGUUCAUUGUAUGUGCCCAAUCACUGAUGUCUGAGGAAUGGUAUAAUUUGUGUGAUUUCAAUUGUAUUUUUCAAUCCAGGGAAGCUAUUCAGGAAGAUGCACAAGGAGGGUUGCAAUUUGUUGACGAUGAUUUUAUACAACGUGCCAGAAGACGCAGGUACACUUUGGAAUGUGCAGUAUCAUUAUUAUUAUCAAGCUCCAUAUUCACUACUCUUCUCAAUUGGACUCUACAUUCGAUGUUAACAGAAUGCGCACUUGGAAUACCUACUGCUCUAAAUGUUGUUCUUUCAACUUAAACUGUUGCUCAUAAUCUAAACUAUUAAUUUUUCUAUAGUUGUGUUGACUGCUAACUCUCACAUGCACACUUUUAUCCUCAUUUGACCCUGGUCCCCGGCUUUAAGAAGAAGAAGAGUUAUAAAUAAUUGAGAGGAAAUUUAAUUUUUUAUCCUUUUUUAAACUUUUGUUCCCUAGACUUCUGGCACAACCCGGAAACAUUCGUCUUGGCAUGGUUUGUACUUUUUGUUGUUAUAUUUAACCAUAGACUCUGGAAAAAAUUGGAAAUCCAUACUGGAAUUUGCAAUUGCAUCAGUGUAUCAAACUGUAUAUCCAUACUGGAAUUGCAGUUUGGAUUUCCAUACUAUUUUCGAGUAAGAUCCAUGCUAUUUUCAUAGUAAGGAUUUUGAGCUCUGGAUUACAGUAACACCAUUUCAUUGUAUAGAUGCGUCACUUGUAUAUCAUCCUUGAUCUGUCAAAGGCGAUGGAGGAAGCAGAUCUUAAACCAUCCAGGUUGUUUUGCACAUUAAAGGUAGAAUUAUGUUUAUAUUUUUUAAAGACUUUUACUGAGUAGUUAGAUGUGGAUAAGUUUUGUCUGUCAUCGUCUUGUUGUUUUUAGAUUGAAGCUAUUUUACGAUUAUAUAUUUUGUUCAUUUUAUUAGCUCCUGGAAAAUUUUAUUGUGGAAUAUUUUGACCAAAACCCGAUUUCUCAGGUAACGAACAUUCAGAUGUAUUUACCUUCAGUUGAUAGUAUUUCCUUUUGUUUUGAUAUACAGUAUAGUAACAACAUUAUAUCUUGUUUCUAGCUUGGAAUCAUUUCAACAAAUAACAAGAGGGCUGAAAAAUUAAGUGAGCUAAGCGGUAAGCAAAGUGGAAUGGCCUCUUGAGAAAGGAUUUUAUAAUUAUACCUAAACAAAACAGCCGAUUAAAUUAUACCUUGGGGUAUAAUUUAUGUAGUGAGGCCAGUUAUAAUGUGUAGCUCAAUGACAUGGGCAUUGUGAAAGGUAGGCAAACAGCAGCUGGGUAGAACUGCUGUCAACGCUUGGAAUAUCUUUGACAGAAUUAGGAAGGAACAAUGACAUAAUAACAGAGGUGGCUUGUUGCCAUAUCGAAGGAGACAAGAGAAAAAGAGUGUGAUGGCUUGGGUAAAUUGUGAGAAGGGAGUGGGAGUCACAGUAGCGUGGAUACCAAUCAUACCAUGAAGGAGGGUGAUGCGUUGCUGGGAGACAAUGGAUAAGAUGAAGAGACGUGGUGAAAGGAGGGUACUAAACUUAACACUUCUGCCGUCGUCAGAGCAAGCGCCUUUCACCUCUGAGAUUGUGGGUUCGAGUCUCGCUAUGGACUCAUGUGUGGACUUGUGUGAAAAGAGUUUGUCAACACUCCGCCGAAAGUCCUGGGUUUUCUCCGGGCAUGGAGACAUCCACUGAAAGACGAUGAGCAGUUGGGAGAGAAAGGAUGAGAUGGAGGAAUUGUUUAUGUUGGUGUUAACGGCCGAAGUUUUAUAAAUAAACAAAUAGAUUAUUUUAUUGCUGUUAUCGCGCCAACUCUAUCACAGUCUACUAUAUUAUAAUGACCUAUUGUUGACUUUGUGAAUGGAGUUGGUUCUCAACUUAUAAAAUUAUUUCAUUGUCACAAGACAGAUUAUCAUUUCUUAAUGAUUAAAUGCCAAAACACGUCAAAUGUAUUUUCUAUGUUUCGUAUCCAGGCAACCCACGAAUUCAUGCAUCUGCUCUGACACAAAAAGAAAAACCAAAUGUUUGCCAAGGUGAACCAUCCUUACAGAACGCUUUGGAGACAGCAAAGAAAUCUUUAAGGCAGGUCUACGUUUAAACGAAG
Messenger RNA from Paramuricea clavata, 3032 nucleotides. The record is from the annotation of a GenBank genome assembly. Lineage: Eukaryota; Metazoa; Cnidaria; Anthozoa; Malacalcyonacea; Plexauridae.